Molecule: messenger RNA, 594 nt
Organism: Corapipo altera (White-ruffed manakin)
Lineage: Eukaryota; Metazoa; Chordata; Aves; Passeriformes; Pipridae
Exons: 1
Coding region: 1-594 (197 amino acids)
Source: RefSeq, a predicted model, not a curated record
AUGAGCACAAGGACCCCACGCCGCCACAGCGGCGGGAUCGCCCCGUCCGGCCGCGGCCAUCAGCGGCGCGCAGCGGGCGGGCCUUGCGGUGCCGGUGCGCGCUUCUCAUUGGUUUUCGUGACUGUCCGUCAAGCCGGCGGAGCCCUUCCAUUGGUCAUUGCGUUCCGGGCGGGCUCUCCCUCGCGUCAGCGCCGAGCGGCACCACUCCGCGGCAGCGCCGGGGGAGGGCGGCGCGCCGCUCAUUGGUCCGCGCCGCUGCCCAUCAUCGGCGUUCCACGCGGCCAUUGGCGGCGGCGGCCGCCGGGGGCGGGGUCCCUCUCCCCGCCGCGGCAGCAGCGGCAGCAGCAGGAGGAACCCGGGCGGCGCUCGGCGCUGCGAUCGGCGCCCCGCGUGUGUGAGGAGAGGAGCCGCCCGCCGGGCGCCGCGGCCCGGGAGGGAGCAGGGAAGGGGCCGGGAAAGGAGCGCUCCGGCCCGGUGAGGAGCCCGCGGGGCCGCCGGAGAAGGCGCUGCCGCGGGCGGGGGUCGCGGUGCGCUGUAGGAGGGAGCGAGGGCGGGGGGCCGCGGCCGCAGUGCGCAGAGCGGGGGCAGCGCUGA